AUAAUUAUUCUUCAUCUCACCGGGAAAAAUAAAAACUGAGUCAACUCAGACCGAGUUACCAAGAACCAUUAUUAUUAACACACUGAAUAUAUAUACACAUACGCAAAUGGGUAUAUGCAGCUCGAGCGAGUCGACUCAAGUCGCCACGGCGAAGGUGAUCUUACAAGAUGGGAGGAUGAUGGAGUUUGCGAACCCCGUUAAAGUCGGAUACGUAUUGCUCAAGUAUCCCAUGUGUUUUAUUUGCAACUCCGACGAUAUGGAUUUCGACGACGCCGUUUCCGCCAUCAGCGCCGACGAGGAGCUUCAGCUUGGUCAGAUAUACUUUGCUCUUCCUCUUUCUUGGCUUCGUCAGCCACUUAAAGCGGAUGAGAUGGCUGCAUUGGCCGUUAAAGCUAGCUCUGCGCUCAUGCGAGGUAGUGGAGGUUGCCGUCGGAAACUCGUUGAUCCUAUUGUUUCUGAUAAGUUUCGAACGAGAGUUGGAUCCGGUGAUGAUACUGUUGGUUCCGGCUCCGGAAGAAGGAAAGGGAGGAACGUUGACGGUGGCGGUAGUGUUAGUAGUAGCCGGAGGAGGAAAAGUUACGCGGCGGAGUUGAGUACGAUAGAUGAGUGAAGGGUAGUUUUGGAAUUUUGAUUAAAAUUUGUGGAUAGUGUAAAUUAUGUUGGGGGGCCUAUUUAGUCAUUUAAUGAAGAUGCAAUUUGCAGCAUAUUGGCAAAAAGUUCUUAUUUGGUAUUUUAGUACUUAGCACCAAAUUACAGUUAUAU
Messenger RNA from Camelina sativa (false flax), 762 nucleotides. RefSeq lists its product as uncharacterized. The record is from RefSeq and is a predicted model, not a curated record. NCBI's taxonomy places the organism in Eukaryota, Viridiplantae, Streptophyta, Magnoliopsida, Brassicales, Brassicaceae.